UUUUAUGAUUCCAGUAGAAAAUUGUAUCCAAUACCAACCGUAGAGUGAGAAGAGUGAGAGGAAACGGUUCCUCUGAUGUAACGUCACCCUGUAAUGUUUUCGUUGAUAUGUAAGAGCCACUAAAAAUUAGUUCACAUAUCAGCGACAAUGUUAAGAUGAUGUUAACUCAGAUAAUCUCCUUUCAGAGUGAGAGGUCAGUGUAUUCAGACAAAAUAGCCCAACCCAGACCGGGCCCAAGAAAAUUUUGGGCUUCUGUAAGGCCCAUACAGUAGCAUUCUAGCCCAUCCCAGACAGAACCCUCGCUGCCGCCGACGAUGACGUCCGUGCGCAGCUCCGCCGCGUCCCUGCUGCCGUCGAUCCGCGGCGCGGCGGAGCUGGUCCGCCGGGAGGCGCUCCGUCGCGAGCUGGACGGGUGCCAGCUGCUCGCGGGCAUCUGGUGCCACGGGCUCACGGCGGCGCAGCUGCGGAGCAUCCGCGCGUCGCUCCCGCCCACGGCGCGGCUGCUGGUGACGAAGAACUCCGACAUGGCGGCGGCCGUGGCGGGCACGCGGUGGGAGGCGCUCUGCCCCUGCGCGCGCGGCAUGAACGCGUGGCUGUUCGUGCGGUCCGACGAGAUCCCGCCGGCGCUAAAGCCGUACCGCGACUUCCAGAAGGAGUGGCGGCUGCAGCUCAACGACUUCGCUGGCGCCGUCUUCGAGGGACGCCUCUACGGGCCCGACGACUUCGCCAAGCUCGAAGCCAUGCCCACCAGAGCGCAGUCCUACCAGUACCUCCUCGGCUGCGUCGAGAUGCCCGCCGUUAACGUCCUCGCCGUGCUCCGCGCGCGACAGGAGGCCAUGGCGCAGUCCGACAAACCGAACGCGGAGGGAGAGGCGGCAACGACGGCGGCGGCGGAGUAGAAGUGAUCCGUCGACGUCGACGAGGUUUCUUUGUGCGCAUCUCACUCAGCAUCCUUGAUCGAUGUUGCGACUCAACAAUGGUUUGGCUUAAAAGAAGCUCCUUUUUCUUUUUUCUUUUUUUUGCAAAUUUUUGCUGCUACAGUUUGAUCUCAGUUUGGGAUACAUGCAAUAGAAACGCUCGUAAAUCAUAAGGACUCAUUGCUCGAAUGUAUUAUCAUGAUCAUGAGUUUGAUUUGGAA
Phragmites australis (common reed) is the source of this 1138-nucleotide messenger RNA. Its product is annotated as large ribosomal subunit protein uL10c-like. Gene Ontology annotation, biological process: translation. The record is from RefSeq and is a predicted model, not a curated record. The transcript has a single exon. The coding region runs from base 315 to 899 and encodes 194 amino acids. Gene Ontology annotation, molecular function: structural constituent of ribosome. NCBI's taxonomy places the organism in Eukaryota, Viridiplantae, Streptophyta, Magnoliopsida, Poales, Poaceae. Gene Ontology annotation, cellular component: large ribosomal subunit.